Molecule: messenger RNA, 1163 nt
Organism: Tigriopus californicus
Lineage: Eukaryota; Metazoa; Arthropoda; Copepoda; Harpacticoida; Harpacticidae
Product: reactive oxygen species modulator 1-like
Exons: 2
Coding region: 512-904 (130 amino acids)
Biological process (GO): protein import into mitochondrial matrix; protein insertion into mitochondrial inner membrane
Cellular component (GO): TIM23 mitochondrial import inner membrane translocase complex
Source: RefSeq, a predicted model, not a curated record
AGACAGGGCUGACGGGCUGGUUGACGGUUCGGAUGGUCUUGGAAUUGUUCCCCCACGCCGAGAAUGGGACGAGGAAUGUGGUAGAAUUGGGCCCGCCCCAAUUCGCGAGAACAGAGAAAGCGACUUUGGCGGGACAAAAAAAAGGGAACAGCAUUAAGAUCGACCGUCGACCUUGAAAAGGACGAAAGAGACGGACGGUCAGAGGAAUGUGAAAGAAACCCCACAUCAUAAAAAUUUUGUCCAAACUUUGUUCGACGUGAGGUUUUUUAUAUGCUUCACUAUUUGCUACUUAAAUUCCUUCUUCUUUUGACGCCAAUCUUGAAAGGCAAAGGAACAAUUGUAUGUGAAUGCUGCAUGUAAAUCAAGUACUGAUUCGUAUUGACUAAGGAAUGUAAUCGAAGCUUCUCAAAGUUUUAAUCUUUGAAUGUACCUCAAGGCUGACAACGUUCUAGCUAUGUGUAUUUAAAGUAACAGCUCGGUGUCCCAUCCAGAUCAUUUUGCCAUCUCUUCGAUGAGUUUUCCGCCUUCGGCUGAAAAGGCAGAUUCUUGGCCAGAACUAUCAACAAAUUAUCACGCAACUCAACGCCAUCCUUCCCUCAGAAUCACUCUUGAGCCCCUCCUACAACCCGGUCAUCCCAAGGUUGAACGCUAUCUCACCGACAAAAUGCCUGCCAUGAUGCCCCAAGGUGGGGGACAACAACCCUCGUGCUUUGAUCGGAUCAAGAUGGGAUUUGCCAUGGGCCUCUGUGUUGGUAUGGCCUCGGGGGCCAUCUUUGGGGGGUUCAGUGCCCUCCGUUACGGCCUGAGGGGUCGGGAGUUGAUUUCCCAAGUUGGAACGGUCAUGAUUCAGGGCGGAGGCACCUUUGGCACAUUUAUGGCGAUUGGGACCGGAAUCCGAUGCUGAGAUCCAGCUACUUUCAACCCAAACCAUUUUAUUCAUGAACUGAAGUGUCAGACCCAUUUCUCGUCGGCUUUUUGCUCGCUCGAAACCGGCUGAAUAUUUCGAAUGCUGUUGCUAGUGCAUUAAAUGCAACAUACAAGAGAAACUCGGUGUUAGUCGCAAACACGUUUAUACAAGAUGGGACUGGGGUGGGGUAUCUUUGUCACCCCGGUUGACAUGAAAUUAGGAGAAUGAGCAAUAAAAUUGGAAUGCGGAAGGAUCA